AUGUCUAGUUCUGGCACACCCGCCUUUGACGAUCCUGCUGCGUUGGUUGCCCUGCUCCGGCAAUGGUCUGCUCCUGAUGAGCUUCUGGAGGUCCUCACUGUAAAGGGUUUCAAGACCAUCGCGACCAUUGCCUAUGCUAUCCCUCCGGAUGGCUCCCCUGACGACUGGAUUCGCGUCUUGUGGCCUCCGGCCGACCCCAACGACACCUCGGCCAGGAUCACACCAUCUGCCAGUUUUGCACGACGCCUUCUGGUGCAGGCGCGCGACCUUGUGCAUCCGGCACCUGCCCCGUCGACCCCUGCCUCUGCCGGGAGCGCUCCGCCUCCCCUGCCCGGCCCGAAAAUCACGGCCGAAGCGGCGGAGUUGCUGCGUCAAAAGUUCAUUGAGGCCUAUCCGGGAGAAAUCCUCUCCCCGUCCAACACACCCAGUUUGGAAUUUCUCAACCGCCUCCGCUCUGAGUUGGACAAGCCAACAACCCUGUGGAUUCCGUGGCGCUUGAGGACAUCUGAGCAUGACGUUCAGACGUUCUAUGAACAUCGCCGACCCAGGUCGGACAACCAGCUCCUCCGCUCCUUAUUGGAUGAUGUUCCGGACCCGAUUGUGGCUCACGCGUCCGUGCCUAAUUCAGGUCCCGUUGAGCCUCUGCUUCGCCGCCACUUUGGGAUUCUGGUCACGGCCUUGGCUUUCCUGGGUGACCUGCACCUCCGUAUUGGCAAGAUUUUUGCUGAGUCUUUCAUUGCAUCCGCUACGGCUGUCCCCCUGGAUCCUUCCCUCCGGGCACCAUCUCUGCAAGAAGUACUCGCAGCCGACCGGUCCAUUUGGGCUGCCGUUGGCACACUGAUGCGAGAUGAGAAGUGGUCGCUGUCUGAUUCCAUUCAUGAGGUUUCCGUCACCCGGCACAUGAUUCCGACUUUGUUGUGUGCCCGGCCUCGGUCCAUGCCUGCCCCUCCGGUCCGGGAACCCACCCGCACUGGGGGCACGGCCGACACGUCACAGCCAGAUAAGCCUGACCGGCCCACGAAGCGUCUCAAAACCGACGGCAAACCGGAAAAACCGACCGGCAAAGCCAAAGCAGAUGCCAAAAAGCCGGCCGGCAAGAAACCCGUCAAGGAUCUGUGGGAAGAGUCGUGGCAUGAGGUGGACGAGAAUGGCAAGGAAAUUUGCAAACGCUUUGUGCUCGGCCGUUGCAAGUUGGAUUCCUGCUCGUCCCCUGAUGCCCUGGCCGAUGAAGCCGUGCGUAUUUUCUCCUCUGAUGAGGAGAUCUCAAAUCACGCCCCGGCUGAGUCCGUGGCUCAGGCGGCCCCUGCUUCGGAGUCGGACCGACUCAGAAGAGACAGCUCCAUCCUUGGAUCGGGCUGCUCGGCCCCGCUCUCUAAAGCAGUUUCCAAUCUUGGCCUCGACCGCAUUGCCCCUAUAGACGUGCUUCAUGGGGAAGAGGUGGACUUGCUUCUGCCCCAGCAUCAGGCCGAACUGCAACGUUCCGACAAGCUGCACGAGCUCUGUCGGGAGCUCCUCACUCUCGUGCUUCUCUCGGGCACUCACCCGCCUUUGGCAGGCAAGCGUGACUCGUCCGGUGCCUUCCUUACACGGACCACUGCCUGCUACCCGGACGGUCUCUGCGAGCGCGUUGCGGCACUGAUGGCACCAUAUCUCUCCCGGUCUGUGGGCCUGGUCUCGUUCCUCUCCUGGGAAACGGCUCUUCUUGAGUCUCAUCUCUGCUGGCCACUUCCCUCCUCCCGGAUUGAAGAUGGUGCAGGUUCGUGCUCCACUGCUUCCUGGUCCAAACCGUCCGGCCCCGACACCUUUGGCCCCCUGCGCAAACUCUGGGUUCAGCGCAUCCUGUCCGGGGAUUUCCUUGCCAAGUUUCGCGCUCGGCUGGCAUCCGGCUCCAAGGAUGCCCCGAUUUCUGAGUCCGAACUGGUACCUUUCUUGGGUGACUUGCGCUCCUUCCUGGGCUUGGCGGCUACUGACUUUGAUACACUCCUUUCGGUCCCUCCGGGCCAACCGUUCCGCCUGUUCCUCCUGGAUGCACUGCUUCAGCUCUCGCGCGAUCCGGAUCGACCCUUUGUGGACUUGCUCCUUGAGGGAGUUCCUCUGGGUGUUGACGAACCUAUGCCUGCCUGCCCUACGCUGUUUCCUGCUUCCGCCCCCAAGGACCCAUCCAUGGACUUACAGCAUUGUUCCUCCUCCUGGGGAUCAGCUCUUUCCGACCUGUCCACUGUGGACUCCCUUCUUCAAACCGAAGUUUCUGAAGGAUGGGUGCGGGAGGUUCCAGGCGGUCUUGACAGCCUCACCGCCACCUAUGCUCGUACCGCCGUGGGGAAGCUUGGACUUGUUAAGGCCCCCGACCGUGACCCCCGCCUGGUGGUGGAUUCCAGCGUUUCCGGUGUUACAGAACACACCGCUCUUCCCAAUAAGUCUGCGAACCCGACCAUCUCGGGCCUCCGUCGCUGCUUUCCUCUCCGUCUGGCCCUGGAACAGCUCUUCGCACUUAUCCUGGAUGUCAGCAAGGCUCACCGGCGCAUACUGAUCCGGGCCGCCGAUCAAGGCCUUCUUUGCUUCUUCCAUCGCGGCCGCCUAUUCCAGUGUCUGACAUUGAAUUUCGGUGCACGCGCGUCCGGCUUUUACUGGGCACGUUUGGCGGGGAUCUUGUCACGCCUCAUGCAUCGGCUUCUGUUCAUCGCCAUGCCUUGCUUAUCUAUGUCGAUGACCUGA
Messenger RNA from Symbiodinium sp. CCMP2592, 2715 nucleotides. The record is from the annotation of a GenBank genome assembly. Lineage: Eukaryota; Dinophyceae; Suessiales; Symbiodiniaceae.